GUGUUGGUAUUUUUACAAGUGAAAGAAGAGGGACACACCGCCAGAGAGAGCUGGUGUUUGUUUUGAGAUUGAAUUGUUGCACGAUUCUGCAUUAUGCUGUAACAGUAGGUCUGAAUAAACGCCUUUCCUCAGGUGGGGCUUAAGAAAAGACGAGGAGCCUCAGGCGAUUGCAGACGGUAUAAAAGUAUUUGGAUUUCCUCCCCCAGACUUGCUGAUCUCCCCACACUCAGCACCGUCUCACCUGGCGAGCUCGACUCCACUCUGCAGCAAUGCCUUCCCACGGUGUGUGCAAGAAUCUCAUCAAUGCACGCCAUCUGAAAGAUGGUUACGGGACUAUCGAAAACCCCGCGAGGCUGUUCAAACAAGACUUCAGACAGAUGAAGCGCUACUGUCAACGAAUGAAGCUGAGGUUCGUGGAUGAGGUGUUCCCUCCCGACUCGGAGACCAUCGGGGAGGGCCUGCUGUCCCCUGAAGACCUGGCCAGGGUGGUGUGGCUGAGACCACAUAAAAUCGUUCCAAAUCCUGCUCUGGUUGUUGAUACGGUUUCCAGGUUUGACUUCGGUCAAGGCAUGCUUGGAAACUGCUGGUUUCUGGCAUCUGCAGCAACUCUGUCUUUCCAGGAUUUCAUCCUCAAACAAGUCAUUCCUCUGGAUCAAACCUUUGAUAACGAUUACUGCGGGAUCUGGCACUUCAGGUUCUGGAGAUUUGGGAUAUGGGUGGACGUCAUCAUCGAUGACAAGCUUCCAACAAUCAAUGGACAACUCAUCUUUGUCCACUCCACAGAUCCAGCUGAAUUCUGGCCUGCUUUGCUGGAAAAAGCCUAUGCUAAGGUGUGCGGCUCCUACUCAGACAUGAAUGCUGGGACUCCCGCCGAAGCCUUGGUGGACUUCACUGGAGGGGUUCACUUCUGCAUUGACCUGCAGCAUCCCCCUCCAGAGCUGUGGGAGAUGAUGUCCAGAGCUGGACGAAGCAGGUCUCUGAUGGGUUGCGGCACACCGCAGGGCGAGACUUCUGCCAACACUGUCUUACCAAAUGGACUGGUCCAAGGUCAUGCAUACUGUAUCACAGGUUUAAAAGAGGUCAUGAGCCAAGGACAAAUCGUGAGACUGGUGCGUUUGCUGAACCCCUGGGGCAAAGGAGAGUGGAAAGGAGCCUGGAGCGAUCAGUGCCCUCGCUGGCAAACCGUGAGUCCUGAGGAAAGAGCGAUGUGUCAGUCGGUGCGGGACGAUGGGGAGUUUUGGAUGUCCCUGGAAGAGUUUGUUCAGUUCUAUUCAGAUCUCGACAUCUGCUGCAUGUGUCCUGACUUCCUGGAUGGAAGUGAGUCUUGUCACUGGAAGACCUCCUACUACGAGGGCCGAUGGAUCGCUGGCUCCACCGCUGGAGGCUGCAUGAAUAACACUGACACCUUCUGGUGUAACCCACAGUACCGGGUGAAAGUGGAGCAGCUCGUCGGUGGAUGUGCCGAAAAACAGGGUGAAAAAAACAUGCUGGUGUCUCUGAUGCAAAAGCCUGACAAGAGGAAGAGACGGAUGGUUAAAAACCUCUACAUCGGAUUCUCUGUAUUUGAGGUGCCUGAACAUUGCUCACGAAAGAAGGGGAAGUUCCAGGCAGAUUUCUUCAGCAGUACCAGCCCAGUGGCCCAGACCAAAACCUACGUGAACGGGCGUGAGGUGAUGGAGUUUUUGCUGCUGAAGCCCGGGGAAUACCUGAUCGUGCCGUCGACGUUCAAACCCAACGAGACCGCCUCCUUCAUCCUGACCAUCCUCACCAAGUCGGAGACCCACGUCCAUGAAAAUGCUGGUGGCAUGAAUCAUGAACACAUGGACAUUGAUCAGCCUUUAGCCGACGAACCCGUUGAGGACGAACACAGCAGGAGAGACUUCUUCCGCCAGUUCUCAAACAAUUAUGAAGAAGUUGAUGCUGAGAAGCUGCAGACGCUCCUGAACAACAAAGUCUUGGAAGGACAGCUGAAACACGGAGGAUUCAGCAUCGACGCCUGUCGCAGCCUGAUUGCUUUGACAGAUAUGUCUCUCACCGGCACGCUGACUGGCGAAGAAUUUAUCCUCCUGUGGAAGAAGAUAUCUGGCUACAAGGAGAUGUUUGUUCGCUCGACUGCGUCUGAAGCAGACACCCUGUCAGUGGAUGAACUCAGGAGUGUGAUCGCCGCCUUCGGAAUGAGGAUCAAUGACGUCGUGCUGAAUGUGGUGGUCAUGCGUUACCGCAACUCCUGUGGUCGCUUCACACUGGAGAGCUUCGUCAAUCUGAUCUUCCGCCUGGAACGCAUGUAUGAAACCUACAAUCAGAUGGCUGAUGGAAUGGGAAUCCUGCUCAGACGAUCAGAGUGGUUGCAACUCACCAUGUACGCUUAACUUGACGGUGAAGAUGAUCAUCAGGCUAGAAGAGACGGAAAACCUCAUUCCAAUUAGGAAACUGAGCUGAAACAAAGGUUUUAACCUCUCUGCAGACUCCUUCUUUUUUCUUUUUUUUUUUUUACAUGAUGAAAACAGUAGAACCACUUUAUAAAAUGAAUGUGUCUUCAUGAGUACCAAAAAUCAACCUCGGCCCCCCAAAAUUGGGGCAUUUAUUGCAAAUGCUGAAAACAAGCUCAAGGAGUGUAUAAAAAGGGACUUGAAUGUUGAUGAAGACAUUAACUCUGCGUAGACUUAACUUUGUUUGGAUGUAGCAAACCUCAUCACAAGCCACUAUAGCCAUUGAUUGUGCUAAUAUUCCAAAGUUUUGGGAGUCCUUCACCAUUUAUUAGGCCAGAGGGUCAUGUUGGUCAUAAAAUCAUAGAUGUAUAAAGAGGCUUUUUUGGGUGAUUUUACAAGUACUUCAAGGCUGUUGGGUUUUUUUUUUUCUGCUGUAAGUAAACGCUGUGUACGAUGGUGUCUUUAUUCAUUUUAAGAGGGUUUUUGGGGGGACGUUGCAGUGUUGAGUGGUGACAGUUUUGUUUUACUGCUCAUAAGUGUUGAGAACUGUAAACUGUUCAUACAGCACCACUGUCCAGUUUUAAAAUGUGAUCUUUCUCAGCUUCUUUUUGAUAUUCAUAUAUAACUAUCAGCAUGUUCACACAAACAAAUGACCUUGACAGCUAAUGGUGCCACUGUGCCCUCAGUGCAGUGGGAUUAGAUCACGAGUGGGUGUCUUCACUAUACUUUUUGUGUUGUUGAAAUUUUAAUACCACUUAUGACUGAUUUGUUCUUUCUUUAUACUUUGCAAAAUAAAGGCGUUAACUGCUAA
This is a messenger RNA of Salarias fasciatus (jewelled blenny), 3240 nucleotides long. Its product is annotated as calpain-1 catalytic subunit-like. The record is from RefSeq and is a predicted model, not a curated record. Lineage: Eukaryota; Metazoa; Chordata; Actinopteri; Blenniiformes; Blenniidae. Gene Ontology annotation, molecular function: calcium-dependent cysteine-type endopeptidase activity. Gene Ontology annotation, cellular component: cytoplasm. Gene Ontology annotation, biological process: proteolysis. Bases 270 to 2369 code for a protein of 699 amino acids. The transcript has 22 exons.